Molecule: messenger RNA, 1650 nt
Organism: Sparassis crispa
Lineage: Eukaryota; Fungi; Basidiomycota; Agaricomycetes; Polyporales; Sparassidaceae
Exons: 4
Coding region: 1-1650 (549 amino acids)
Source: RefSeq, a predicted model, not a curated record
AUGGCACGCCUCCGCCGCGAUACUCCGGACUUGGGAGUUCCGCCUGUGCAGCGGCCGCUUCGCAUCGUCGCCUCUGGCACACUGUUUCUGACCCAUACCUUGUUGCUGCCUACACACCCAGAGCCGAAUGCAAUCACACGAGCUCAAUCUGUCAACCGUUCGCGUGGAGGCUCUGCUAGCACAUGCCUGACGAUUCUUGCCCAGUUUCCUGCGGUGGAAGCAAUGCUGGUCGCCCCUCUGGGCGGAAAUGAGGAGGGACAGAUGAUUAUACGCGACCUGCAGAAUGAGAGAGUGAGUACGAGGUUCUGCAAGGUCUGCAAACAUGCUGGAGUUCCUAGCGCGUGGGUACUGCAUGCAGGCGACACGGAUUCUCGAACUGUCAUCAACAAUAAUCCGCUUCCUGACAUUACUCACGAAGAAUUUGUCUCUCUUCUCGGACCCCUUCUCGCUCCAGAAAAUUAUGCCUAUGUUGCCCCGCCGUCCUCUCACACUCCAGGACUAUCUACCACUCCUCCGGCAAAUCUGACCGUAAAUAGUAGUAUGCAACCUCGCAGUUCAAUCUCAACCCCGCUCCCUUCCACCUUAACGACGGGCCGAGUAGGAACAACCACUCCCGCCCCGUUUGACUGGAUCCACUUCGAGGGACGAUCGGUCAAGACGACGCUUGGCAAUAUCAUAGGGCUUGAUGGCCUCGCUCGGGAACGAAAGUGGAGGAGCCACUGUGUUUUCAGCGUGGACAUCGGCAGACGAGCUCGACAGGGCGUCGAAGCGCUAAUACCGCACGCGGACGUGCUGUUCCUCAACAAACACUAUGCACUCGCUCAUUCCCCACAAUACGCUUCCUCUCCCCGCGCGUUCCUGCUGUCCUUCAUCGCCCUCGCGCCUCCGCACGCGCUCCUGGUUGCACACUGGGGUGCCGAAGGCGCGGCAGUGCUCUCAAUGCCCACAAAGGAAUACUUCCAGAGCUCAGGAUGGGUGGAGAAGAACGCCCCCAGGUUCGGGAGCCCGACAACUGGCAUGGCGAGGGGCAUUCCGGAAAACCCGGAUGUGGUGCGGGACCAGGUGGACAUGCGCUCUGUGCGCACCGGCAGCGACUUCUAUGCGGACGCGGGGCACACGAUCGACACCGCUAGCAUGUUCACCGCGGGCGGGCUCUCCUCGGCGCUCGCGUCGGAGCACCCGCGCGAGGAGCCGCCACAACGUGCCCGUGCAGCAUCCGCGGUGCGCCAACAACAGCGUCGACGUCGCGAUGGCCGCGGCGAGGACGAUGGGGAGUCGUCCGACUCUGACGGGACGCAGAUCGCAGGUCCGGGCGCGACGCAUGAGGGCGGCGUGCCCCGCGUAUGUUCUCGCCCGAGCCUGAAUUCGCUGUCGGGCGCGAUCAUCGAUGAGGUGGGCGCACAGGAUGCGUUCGUAGCGGGGAUGAUGUUCGCCCUUAGUCGGAGGAUGGUGCCCGGCGAUCCCUACACACCGUCUGCAAUGGGGCGUGACGGGGUGGACGGGGAGCGGGAUUGGGACAUUCAGAGGGGACGCUGGCGGUUAGAGGAGUGUUUGAGAUUUGCGACAGAGUUGGCUGGGCGGAAAGGCAGACGGAAAGGGUGGGACGGCUUAGCAGACGAGAUGAUGAGAGCCGGAUGGUUUGAAAAUUGA